GAAGAUAUGGGACAGAUGUAUAAAUGUAAGUGAGCGUGGAGCGCACGCUAAUAGCGACCUCCGCCUCGUACGUGACCGCAUCAUAGUCUCAUUCAAAAAAAAAAAAAAAAAAAAAAAAAAUUCUGCAGAGAAGAGUGUCAGAGCGGAGGAAAUAUGAACAGUAGACUCUAAACAACAACAACAACAACAGCAUCAUCUUGGACCAUCGUGACAUGCGGACACCACAGCAGCGCUCCUGAAUGAGAAACCCUGCAGUGGGGAGAAUAACUGAUCCACUUCCUGCCAAAAGCAGAAAGACAGUCAUAGGGUUUUGGAAUGGCAUGAAUUGAGUAAAUGAUGAAAAUCAUGAGGAUUUUUGGGGCCUAAAGGUCGUAUUUUCUCCUGUGGUGUCUGUGUGGAGCGUGCCACACAUCCACUCCAGAACAACGACGGCUUUUGCUUGCAUCUUCCAGUGUUUCUUCUGUCAGCAAGUUCAGCAGAGCUGCAACUCGUCUAGUGCCAGCCCAGAGGAACCCAGUGAGGAGCACCACGACUGUGAGAUGGUAAAAAUGACAAAGUCCAAGACCUUCCAGGCCUACCUGCCCAACUGUCACCGAACCUACAGCUGCAUCCACUGCCGGGCACAUCUCGCCAAUCACGAUGAGCUCAUCUCAAAGUCAUUCCAAGGCAGCCAGGGACGAGCCUACCUCUUUAAUUCAGUUGUGAAUGUCGGUUGUGGUCCAGCAGAGGAGAGGGUUCUCCUAACAGGUUUACAUGCUGUGGCAGACAUCUACUGUGAAAAUUGUAAAACCACUCUGGGCUGGAAAUACGAGCAUGCAUUUGAGAGCAGUCAGAAAUACAAAGAAGGCAAGUUCAUCAUCGAGCUGGCUCAUAUGAUCAAAGAUAAUGGCUGGGAGUGACCUUCGCCUACUUCCUCUCUGCUCAGUGACCUUUGGGCUGCUCUGUUGUGGACUUUGCCGAGUGACACCACCACACGCACACGUACACAAACAAAAAUAAAACGCACAGACACGCGCGAACACACACGCCAACGUCAACCAUGACACAUCCAGACAUCUCUACUGGGUCAUCACAAAACUCGAAGGCAGAGUGAUGGAAAGAGUAUCAAAGACAUCUACGGUCACUGAAAGACUCUCUAGGACCUUUUCAGAGAUGUACAUGUCAACACUUUGGGAUCCGAACCUUCUCCCUUCCUGUUCGACUCAGUUUCCGCCCCAUUAACUGGUUUCGGUGUGCUCGGCCCUACUCAUGUGUAACCGCUCUUCGUAAGCAGUAUCCAGAAGACAGUCUCACUUUUUUCGUUUAACAUCCUCCACUCUUUUUGCGAUUGAGCGGGAGGUGUGCGUUUUAGUGUGUGUCCCUUUUUUCGACGGGAAUCUCUAGUCCUUUUCUGGUUGGACUGAUGUUACUGGUUAGCAUUUUUCUCCUUCUCCGAGUCCGGCCCGUUCCGAUUGUCUUUCCGUUCACGUUGGGGUAGCGACCGACACGAUUAAUAUACAUUAUAAGAGAUGGGGUUGGUUACGGGGUUAGGCUAUGUAGCAGUAUAUUUUGGAUGGGGUUGGGCGUUCGGCAUUGCAGUGGCAUAGCGUUUUUGUAUUUAUGAUCUCCCUUGUGUUUUAACCAUUUUAUUUCCGAAUCGAAAUGUUUUUCUUCCUCGGAUGAUUUCACUGUGCAAUUCGUGGGACACUCUGGUACAGCAGUAGCGUCUGACCCCUGCAGGAGCUUUAGUUGCCUCUGGUGCUUUUGGUGAGAUUACACAAACACCCGUCUUUGAGUUGGCAUUUGUGGCAGGUUCCAUUUUUGCAACCGCACUAUAGGCGAGAGAAAAACACAAGACAAGUGACAGCCGGUUGGAUGCACUGGACAUUAGGGGAAAACUGAAACUAGUGUCCUCCUCGGAACAAUGUUUGCAUUACGUUUUCAUCCCCCUUCACGCCAAAUGAUUUUACAAAACUAUUGUUGUUGAUAUUACAAUCAUGUGUAUGUUCAUUGCUAUGUGUAAUUUAUGUGUUAAACCACAUGUUAGGACAUGCACACGCAUGUUAGCUCUGUGUGUUUUACGCAUUAUGUUUAUGGCAUACUUGAAUGCAGUUACUUUGUUUGCACUUUGCAGAGGCCUUGUUCAUGGGUUUAGAGGCAAAAGUCUGUCCAUUGUAUGGCCUUUUUUCAUUGAUAAUAAUGGAAUGAUUGUAUUAGAUGCUUGGAAUGGUUUGCAGGGUUGGGUGGUUGCUGGCUUGAUCAUCUCCCUCCAGUUUCAAACACACAAAAUCUGCUGCUUUCGCUUUCUUCCGCAGGCUGGCAGACCUAUUCGCCACGCUCGUAAUUCGUCCGAUUGGAUGCGCGCAUCAGAAACAGGUCUCAAAUUUUACAAUCGGACACCAUUCAAAGUGGUGUUACGUGAUUCUUUUGCUGCUAAUAGAGAGAAAUGCAAUCCAGAGCUUUCACUUUUAAACCUUCUGCACUUUACCCGGACUGUCUGAGAGCAUGCGAGCCCAUGCGUUCCUUUUGUAGCUUUUCUCCACAUCUUUGCCUCUAAGCAGCAUGAAUCUUGUGCCUCUUCAAAAGAUUAAAAAAAAAAUUAAAAAAAAUCUCCCUCUCCUGUGUUGUGCGGCGCAUGACUCCGAGAACCCAGCACAUCUACUAGAAGCUCUGCGGGAACUCGAAAACGACACGAACUUGGAAACGAACCUCACAGAACCUCUAUCCACUCGAAAGUCUAUACCGAAGCAUAAUAUGAUCCAGUAUUUUUUCAUAGUUCUAUGUCAAAGCUAGAGAUGUUAUGAAACAGUCGUUGUAUUCUGCAAAGUAUAUAAAAGGGGGCGGGGUGGUUAGAGCGGGAGGGGGCGGAGCUUGCUUCCUGUAGAGGUAAAGAGGGGCAUUUAAUGUAGAUUUCUAUCAAGUAUAAAUAUAUAUUAUGAAUAAAUAUCGAGGUUUUGUCAUGCUUAAGGGCGGGUGGGACGGCGGGCAAUAGUAGAACGAGUGGCGAACCCUCAGUCGGAGUUCGUCAACGAUAAGGUCAGUCAGGUCACGUGACCUUCGAAUCAGUCAAAGACAAUGCAAACAAAAUAGUUGUAGAAAUAUCUUACUUGAAAGAUGAUACAGAGUUACAGACAAUUCAUUGUCCCUCUCACACAGUUUUGUACAUAAAGUAACAUAUUUAAGGUUUUAUACAUAUUUCUACUGGGUUAGUUUCUCUACUUCCCCGACUUGAAGCACUUUUGUUCACUGUACCUCUGGCUUUAUAUUUGUGUGUGAAUGACGACAGAGAGAGAGUGAGUUGUAUGUGUGUGGAUGCAUGUAUGCGUGUUCCCUAACUUCCCUCACUUUAUUUGUAGCUGUUUUUGCUGUUGUUCACUAGUUCCUCUGUGCUGUUUCCUUUACGACACUUCUUUUGCUGUCUCACAGCGUGUUUUGAUGUGUGCUUUCUUAGCUUGAUGAUAAUGAGCUUUGUAUCUUUUGUUUUUUCUUUAAUAUUAAAGUUGAUUUUCAUCUUUCGCUAGUUUCCUGUUGAGAGCCUAAUAGCAGAAUGUCUGCUGGUCGUGUUUUAGCAUCAUGGUCAGUGGUGAGCUGGAUUCACCUGCCGCAAUUUCACAUUAGAAACAUUGGCCCAGACCGUUUUACAAAAAAACAGCUUUCCUUAAGGCUUUCAGAAGCAGAACUAGAUUAAAGCCAGUCACUGUCAAUGUGCACCAAAAAAUAUGACAUUGCUCAAACGAAACCUUUCAGCAGAGAGCGUUGUUUUUAACAUAUAAUACCAAUCUGGAAAUCUGAAUCACUUGGUCAAACCAAAAAGUGAGUUUGUGGCCUCUCUGAAUACCAAGUGGGAAAUUAUUAUUUGUUAGGUUUUUUUUUUUUUUUUUGAAUUGUUAUUUGUCUUUUACAGCAACAUAUUCAUAUUGGCGGUAGAAAAGACUGUUUACUUUCCUUUUUUGCUGUUUCUUUUGGUGACUGGUUUCAAACAUUUCUAGAGCUGUUAAUCUGAGAUUUGUCAUUCAAACGACAUCUAGUUUAGGCUACAGUGGUAUGCAAAGGAAACGAUUGUAUAAGUUUGCAGAGUUCUUUUCUUAGGACUGUUAAAAUAUAAGGUCUAAAGCAUGUUGUGUUUAUAAUGGCUAUAUUAAGUCGUGCCUGGUUUUUUCUUUCUUCUUUUUUUUUCUUCUUCAAUGCAAAAAAAAAAAAAGCUUUUUCUUCUUUUUACUGAUUACAUUGCUUUGCAUUCUGUCCUAGUAAAGAAAGUCACAUUUGUCUGUUUUCACUGUAUUGUAAACUAUCAGAUAUCACAAUAAAGCUUAAAUGGUA
Ctenopharyngodon idella (grass carp) is the source of this 4299-nucleotide messenger RNA. It is a transcript of the gene ypel1, whose product is annotated as yippee-like 1. The transcript is spliced from 6 exons. Lineage: Eukaryota; Metazoa; Chordata; Actinopteri; Cypriniformes; Xenocyprididae. The record is from RefSeq and is a predicted model, not a curated record. Bases 540 to 899 code for a protein of 119 amino acids.